This is a messenger RNA of Mytilus californianus (California mussel), 931 nucleotides long. Its product is annotated as allograft inflammatory factor 1-like. Lineage: Eukaryota; Metazoa; Mollusca; Bivalvia; Mytilida; Mytilidae. Gene Ontology annotation, molecular function: actin filament binding; calcium ion binding. The record is from RefSeq and is a predicted model, not a curated record. Gene Ontology annotation, cellular component: actin filament; ruffle membrane. Gene Ontology annotation, biological process: ruffle assembly; actin filament bundle assembly. The coding region runs from base 201 to 662 and encodes 153 amino acids. The transcript is spliced from 6 exons.
UUGAAGGAAGUCGUCACCUUGAAAUUUUGAAAUGGAAAUUAAUCCGGAAGAUUUUAUUAUUGUCCGCUAUAUAUCAAAAUAAAUGUUUUAGUAACCAUGUAUGCGUGAAAUCGUCUUAAGGUCAUAUCACGUGACAAAGAGACUAGGAAGUUGUAGAUUUCAUCAUUAUACGAUACACAUUAAACAACAUCAUAGGAAAAAUGUCAACUACAAAUGGGAAUUUAGAUCUCGCAGAUAAACAGGGUGGGAAGAAGUUUGGUAUGUUAAAGAAACAACAAGAGGAGGAACUAUCUGACAUUAAUAAGGAAUAUGAAACAGACGAUUGCUAUUCAGAAAUUGAAGACCUGCCACAACAGCUGGUGGCUUAUAAAGCACAAUUUAUGGAGUUUGAUCUAGAUAAUUCUGGUGACAUAGAUGAAAUGGAAUUGAAACAAAUGUUAGAAAAACUGGGAACGCCUAAAACUCACAAGGAAGUGAAGAAAAUGAUCCAAGAGGUAGACACGAAUAAUUCCGGGACAAUUCAUUACAGGGAGUUCUUAAAUAUGAUGUUAGGGAAAAAAUCUACAGUACUGAAAAUAAUUUUAAUGUUCGAACAAAGGAGUAAGGAAAAGGCAAAGCCUCAAGGUCUUCCCGCUAAACGAGAUAUCAGCAGCUUGCCUUGAUGACGUCUUGAUGAAACGAGAUAUUAGCAGCUUGCCUUCGGAGGACGUCUUGAUGAAACGAGAGUAGCAAAUUUUUUUUAGAAAUGUUCAGCAACUUUAUUUCACUUUUAAGACCAGCAAUGCAAACAUAAUUGUCGUUUAUCAUCUAUGCAAAACUCGAACAGUCAUUUUCUUGUUUAUAAAUCAACCUUGUUCUCAUUUUUCAUACAAUUUUGUGAUAUUUCAUGACAUUUCAGUUAUACUUUGUUAUAUAAAUGAAUUAUUAUAUA